CGAUAAAUCAGUACUGUUAAUAUUUGUCUGCAAAAACAUCUGUGGUCAUUGUCUGUUAACUUGUUAAGCCUAUUUUUUUUAUUAAAUUCUAUACCAUGUCUAACUUUUCACCUGUGACACCACCUCCUCCCCCACCGCCCAUGAUAGCCACUCCUGGCACACCUGCUACAACAAAAGAACGUCCAGUUGCGAACAAUAUAACCACCGAUAAGUGCAUUUGGGCAUGCGAGUAUCCUGAAUUGCAGAAAGGAUGCUAUAUGUGUCGCGUCUGCGAACAUACGCCACCGAAACAUUGCCAAUACUACUCCGUAAACAGCAUAAUACAGGUAGGACCCACUUGUGGUUUAGUGGCCUUAAGCAUGUUGCUCGGUGGCAGUCCCACGGCAGCUGAGCUCCUCAAGGAUGCAAUUGACCAGGAGUAUACCCUGAAUGGCGAACUAUUUAGUGCUCAGUAUAUGUUGGAACUGUCCCGUAAGCAUAUGCCAGGACCAGCUGCGUGCCAGUUGCAUGCAGGACCUUUGGACUGCAAAGAAGUCAAGGAACUUUUAAAGGCCGGAGGCUGUCUACUAGUACCCUACGAUGCCGAUGUAAACCAUGCGCCGUGCGUUGUAUACGGACACCGAGCUCAUUGGGCUUUGAUUGUGGGUUACCUGGAGGAUCCGUUUGAUCGGGUGAGUGGACAAAGGGUUCUUUUAGCCAAUAGUAAUGCAUAUACCUUGCCGCAGUUCUACGUCUUGGCUCGUCAUGGUAAAUCCCGUAAUCUGGCCGUUUGGCCACUGGACACGCUCAGCAAAAGCAACGAAAAUUUGAUAAAGUUUGCCCAGCCGAAGGGCUACCCAGAUGUUGAAUUUAUGCUGCCACCAGGUGGAAUCGGUGGGUCUCUGGGCCUCAACGAGCGGUGCAUUCUAGUCAACGGCAUGCCAAAUGAGGUGAUUCAUGUUCGGUGUUCUUAGAUAUACAUAUGUA
Messenger RNA from Drosophila erecta, 966 nucleotides. Its product is annotated as UPF0692 protein CG33108. The transcript has 3 exons. NCBI's taxonomy places the organism in Eukaryota, Metazoa, Arthropoda, Insecta, Diptera, Drosophilidae. The coding region runs from base 96 to 953 and encodes 285 amino acids. The record is from RefSeq and is a predicted model, not a curated record.